CAUCAACAUCAUUACAACCAAUUUACAAGCAAGGGAAGCAACUGUCAGUUGUAAUGUCGCGAGAAUCCAGCACGAGCUUUCAGCGUAUGGUAGUCGACCUGGGAAUCCAGGCACAGUCCUGCCUACUCCAAGCAGUGCGGGAUGCCAAGUGCGUCGGCGCCUUCCGUGCAUGCUGCACAUCCGCCCGCAACUUGGUGGAUGCCAACAUCACGGAGCUGACCUUCACGCUGCGCGACGUCCGGCCCAGCGCGGCAUCUGCGAGCUCAGGCACAUGCGUUGGACGUCACGUGCGUGCGGAGAAGCGGGCGCUGUGCACCGACCAGCCUUGGAGGCGCCUGGUGGAGCGCUGCAUCCAUGUGACGCGUGUGGAGGUGCGGGUGGAGGCGGGCCACCUGGCGGCGCUCUCCGCCGCGGGCUGCGACGUCGCCGGCUGCACCGCCCUGUCCCGCACCAUCGCCGCCGCCCUCCUCACGCCCGCCGCCGCCGGCGGCGCCGCAGCUGCCAUCGUCAAGGGCGCUAUCCCGCCGUGCGAGCGGGUAGACCACUUCAAGCUGUGGGUGGCUGCAGCGCCGCCGCCAGCAACCGCCGCUGUGGCAGUAGCAGGAGCAGGAGGAGCGGGAGUAGCAGGAGCAGGGGCAGCUGUAGCAGGAGCCGCCAUGCCGCCGCCGGGCACGUCGUCGCCCUCGCACCACCGGCCAUCAUCAGGGCCGUCCCUGCCGCCCCCGACGCCGCCGCUCACGCGCGCCCGCACCAAGGCCCUCAAGGAGCACCAAACCCAGCAGCGCCGCCAGCAGCAGCAACGGCAGCGGCGAAAGCGCGCCGCACGUACCACCUCCAAUCCUCCUCUUUCACAAUCCACCUCUCCUCCGCCGCCGCCACCACCCGUCUUCGACGCCGGCUUUGCCGCCGCCCUGGCCUCAUGCUUCCCGCGCCUUCGCUUCUGCCGCCUGGCUGGCACGUGGUCCAUGGCGCCGCUGACGGCCGCCGCCGCGGCGCGCUUCCGCCGCCGCCACCACUACCACCUCCUCCACUUCGCUCGCAGCUACCACGACAGCCACGACGACGGCGCUGCCGACGGUGGCGACGCCGACGGCGCGCAGCGCCGCCACAGCGCCACUGGCUCUUGCAACAGCGGCGGCGGAGCCGCCGCCGCCGCUGCCGCCACGGCUGCUGCUGUCGGCGAGGCGCACCACCCGGCGCCCGCACCCGCGCACACACCCACCGGGCAGGAGCCCGCCGAGCACGGGGAGCAGGAUGCUGAGGGCGACUACGUGUGCGCGGCGACGCGCGACUUCUACUCGGCGCUGGCGGCUGGCCUGCCGCGCCUGGUCGGGCUGGCGGUGUCUCCGCCGCACGCCGCCGAGAUGCGCUACGUCGGUGUGCUGGCCGGCGGCUGCCCCCGCCUGCAGGCGCUGUGCCUGGGCGUCGCGCCGCCGCCUCUGGCGGCUGCGCCGCCGCAGGCGGGUGGUGAGCAGCAGCAGCAGGCGGAGCGCAGCCGUCGCGUGUCCACUGCAUCGUGCUGUGCCGCUGACGGCAGCUGCGGCGGCGGCGCCGGGAGCGGCGGUGGAAUGAUGCCGCUCGCGCCCGCGGCGGCGGCGGCGCUGUCGACGCUGCCGCGGCUGCGCGAGCUGCGCCUGCGCCACGACGCCACCACGCCGCCGCCGGCGGCACCGCUGCCGCCGUCGCAGCGGCGGAAGCGUGACCGCUUAGACGAGGAGGCGGCGGCGGUGGCGGUGGCCGCCGUUGACGGCGAGAAGGCGACGGCCAUGGCGGCAGCGGCGGCACCAGCAGCAGAUGAUUGCAACACACGCCCCAGCCGCCGGCAGCGGCUGCUGAGCCCCGCCGCCGCCGACGGCAUGAUUGCCAGCGGCCAUUCGUCGCUGCUGGCGGCGGGGCUGACGGCGCCGUCGCUGCGCCACGUGGAGUUGCUGACGCUGCUGCCGCCGCCACGGCACCAGCUGGCGGCGCCGUCGCCGUCGGGCCGGUCGGUGCUGCUGGCGGCGGCCGCCUCGCCCGCGCCCUGUUCGCCGGCUUCGGCGGCGACGUCGUCGCAGCUGACGGCGCCGCCGCCGCCGUCAUCGCCGCAGCUGAUGGCGGCGUCGCUGGGGCCGGAGCGCGCAGCAGCUGGUGCGCCGGCGACGGUGGUUGGGGCGGCAGUUGGCAGCGGUUGUGUGGCGGCGUCGGCGGCGGUGUGUGAUGCGAUGUCACCGCCGUCGUCGAGUGUGCGCUGCCUGCGACGCCACUGGUGGAUGUAGAUGGUAGUGCGGCAUACUUGCAUGGGCCGCAUGGCUUCAGUUGCGUGCCUGUAUGUGUUGUGAUCACAAGAUUGUCGAUUUGUGGUGCGGACGUGGGCUACUUAUCGGGGAACUUCAUCUUUCACAGCACUUCAGAGGCGGACUGGGAGAACUUUUGCUGGGGACGUUAUUGCUGGUGAAAGCGUUGCCAGUUGAAUAGGACGUGGGAAUGGCAUGUGGCCAGAAUUACCGUAUUGUGGCCCAUCACGGUAUGGACCAUAUCGAUAGAACGUGUAUGGGGGUGUUGGUUUGAGUUCGGGGAUUCUGAAGUUACUGAGUUUACAGAGGCGGGGGGGGACUGGGUGGGCAUGAUUGCGCAGGUGGCUACCGAUGCGCAAGGGUGCCGCAGGUCCGAACGGCACGUACUGUUGGUUCCGGAUUCCAUGGAUGUAACGAACGUCUACU
Molecule: messenger RNA, 2699 nt
Organism: Chlamydomonas reinhardtii
Lineage: Eukaryota; Viridiplantae; Chlorophyta; Chlorophyceae; Chlamydomonadales; Chlamydomonadaceae
Exons: 2
Coding region: 87-2255 (722 amino acids)
Source: RefSeq, a predicted model, not a curated record